CAGAGGACAGUAUGCCUCAGGGUCUCGGGAGGGUCGCAUCCACUUCACCCUUUUAAAAGGAAAGGAGGAGAGUUGGGUUGAUGAUACUUCUCUCGCGAAAGGUGAAAGAGGCGUGUUUGGGUGCUGGCGGCGUUCUCGAGGAACCAGCCUAGAUUAUUGGAGGAGUAGGGAGGUAAAAUAGAAGCAAACAGGCUUCGAAAUUUUUAAGAAGAAAAGGGGAGUAAGAGACGAGGAGAAGAUGGUAACAAGAACAGUAGACCUGCGUUCCGACACUGUGACAAAGCCAACAGAGGCCAUGCGAGCUGCCAUGGCGAGCGCCGAUGUUGAUGACGAUGUCCUUGGCGCUGAUCCAACCGCGCAGCGCUUUGAAGAAGAGAUGGCAAGGAUUAUGGGGAAGGAGGCUGCUCUUUUCGUUCCCUCGGGCACCAUGGGCAACCUUAUCUCAGUACUGGUGCAUUGCGAGAUACGUGGCAGUGAGGUCAUUAUGGGGGACAACUCCCACAUCCAUGUCUAUGAGAAUGGAGGCAUAGCAACCAUCGGAGGGGUUCAUCCGAAGACAGUGGAGAACAAUCCUGAUGGCACGAUGGACAUUGAUCGGAUCGAAGCAGCCAUUAGGCAUCCAAAUGGUGCCCUCUACUAUCCUACCACAAGGCUAAUUUGCCUGGAGAAUACACAUGCAAAUUGUGGUGGGAGAUGCAUAUCAGCAGAUUACACAGAUAGGGUUGGAGAGUUGGCUCGAAAGCAUGGCCUGAAACUGCAUAUUGAUGGUGCUCGCAUAUUCAAUGCUUCUGUUGCUCUUGGUGUUCCUGUCCAUAGACUUGUACAAGCUGCCGACUCUGUAUCGGUUUGUAUGUCAAAAGGAUUGGGUGCUCCAGUUGGAUCCGUCAUUGUGGGCACAAAGGAAUUCAUUACAAAGGCAAAACGGCUCAGGAAAACCCUGGGUGGUGGGAUGCGACAAAUUGGAAUUCUUUGUGCUGCGGCUUUUGUUGCUUUACAAGAAAACAUUGUAAAGCUCGAGGAUGACCACAGAAAAGCAAAAAUAUUUGCAGAUGGACUGAAGGAAAUCAAACAAUUUCGUGUGAAUGCAAGUUCAGUGGAGACCAAUAUGGUCUUCUUCGAUGUCGCUGAUCCUUCAGUGAUUUCACCUGUAAGUCUAUGUGAAACUCUCGGAAAGUUUGGUGUACUUGCUAUGCCAACUAGCUCAACCAGUUUGAGGGUUGUCAUACAUUUCCAGAUCUCAGAGGGGGAUAUUCAUUAUGCACUGACCUGUAUCAAGCAAGCAAUUCAAGAGAUAGUAGCUGUUGGAAUUGCAAAAUGAGGAUGGAUUUCUCAAUUCUGAAAUGAAUAUGUAACUCAUCUUCUAGAUUGGUAUCUUCAAAUUUGUUCAUGUUUGCAUGUUGUUGCCAGAUUCUCUUAGAGGAUAUGCAUGAAAAAAACUUCCAAAUUGCAUAGAUGCUUAUUUAAAUUGAUUAUAUAGUCUGGUUGGAAGUUUUCGAUGCUC
Molecule: messenger RNA, 1501 nt
Organism: Zingiber officinale
Lineage: Eukaryota; Viridiplantae; Streptophyta; Magnoliopsida; Zingiberales; Zingiberaceae
Product: probable low-specificity L-threonine aldolase 1
Exons: 10
Coding region: 239-1318 (359 amino acids)
Biological process (GO): glycine biosynthetic process; L-threonine catabolic process
Cellular component (GO): cytosol
Molecular function (GO): L-allo-threonine aldolase activity
Source: RefSeq, a predicted model, not a curated record